Molecule: messenger RNA, 2406 nt
Organism: Mirounga angustirostris (Northern elephant seal)
Lineage: Eukaryota; Metazoa; Chordata; Mammalia; Carnivora; Phocidae
Gene: HSBP1L1
Product: heat shock factor binding protein 1 like 1
Exons: 4
Coding region: 674-892 (72 amino acids)
Biological process (GO): cellular heat acclimation
Cellular component (GO): cytosol; nucleus
Molecular function (GO): transcription corepressor activity
Source: RefSeq, a predicted model, not a curated record
CACAUCGAGGCUCCUCCAGUAUUCCCCUCUGCAGCCUGAGCAUCUCCGCGACCGGCCGCCGAAGCAGCCCUGCCGCCGCUGCCGGGACCUGUCCGGGUGCAGCGCAGCUGACGCCCGGGAGCCACCGGGCGCACCCGGAACCACCCGGCCCCCUGGGACCACCCGGCCGACGGGACCCCCCGGGCCCACCGGACCCACCGGGAACCACCGGGCCCACCGGGAACCACCUGGGCCCACGGGACCCAAGAGGCGCACCCGGAACCACCAGGCCCACCGGGAACCACCGGGCCCACCGGGAACCACCCGGGCGCACGGGACUACCCGGAACCACCCGGCCCCCUGGGACCACCCGGCCGACGGGACCCCCCGGGCCCACCGGACCCACCGGGAACCACCCGGGCCCACGGGACCCCCCGGGCCCACCGGACCCACCGGGACCCACCCGGGCCCACGGGACCCACCGGGCCCACCGGGAACCACCCGGGCGCACGGGACUACCCGGAACCACCCGGCCCCCUGGGACCACCCGGCCGACGGGACCCCCCGGGGCCCACCGGACCCACCGGGAACCACCCGGGCCCACGGGACCCACCGGGCCCACCGGGAACCACCCGGGCCCACGGGACCCCCCGGGCCCACCCGGAACCACCCGGCGCACUGGGACCCAUUCGACAUGGACGCGCGGGGACCCAAAGCCCCCGGCGGGGACGCGCUGCGCGACGCGGCAGAAAAUCUAUUUCAGGAACUUCAAGAACAUUUUCAAGCUCUGACUGCAACAUUAAACCUCAGAAUGGAAGAAAUGGGAAAUCGCAUUGAGGAUUUACAGAAGAAUGUAAAUGACCUAAUGGUGCAAGCUGGGAUUGAAAAUUCUAUUAAAGAACAAACGACCUGAGGACGGUAGACUGGUCACUUGAAAAUGUGGUAAAAUCAAAACUGUACUUUUUAAAUAAUAAUCUGCAUGAGUUCUGAUUUUUACUACUUAAUUUAAAAAUUCAUUCUAAUAAAAUGAAAGAUUAAAAGAACAAACAAUCCAAUAAGAACGUAAUUCAGAAAGUGAUUAACAAAGAUGGUUGUAAAAUUUUUCAAGGCAUACCUUGUAUAUAUAAGUCAUGGGAGAAAAGCAUUUUUUUCCCCUGAAUUAAGUUUUAUAUAGAUCUUUUUAAAAAACAUCAUAAGCUGUUUUCUGAUUGAUAUUGCUUUUUAAAUAACUGCAUUCCAACCCAGCUUUUCCAGUCACAGAGUGUUUGGGAAGACUCAUUUUAAUCUGUCUAGUUCAAACAGAUUUGGAUAGCAAUGUUCUCCAAACCAAACGAAACCCAAGAAAACAGUGUAUCCAGGCGCCCAGUGUUCAGUUCGGAGGUCAACCUCACCCACUCCGCUCCUAUAGAGGUUGUUACCUAAGAGAAGCACAAAGAUACACUUAGUUUAUUUUGUAGGUUAUAUAGAGACAAUCAAAUAAUUGUCCAAUUUACCUCUCUAAGCCAAAGUAAAACAGAGCUAUGAUCAUCUAAAAAGGGGUUGGUAAUAGGCUCUCGUUGUAAAAAAUAACAUUCCUGCAUAUGAGAUAAAUCUUACUCUUCAUACAAAAGUCAAAAUCACCCAGAAUUCUACAAUUUAGAAUUAACCACUGUGCAUACAAUUUUAUAUAUGGGUGAUCAUGUUGUUUAUAAUCUCAUAUCCUGUUCCCUUUUCAUAUCAUAAACAUUUUUUCCAUGUGAAAAUUUCAUACACUUUUCAUACUUUUUUUUUUUAAUGGCUGACUACUAUUCUAUCAUAUGGCUGUAAUAAUUUAAACUUUCCCAUAACUAUCCCUUGGACAUUGAGGCUACUUCCCACUUUCUUGCUAUUAUAAAUAAUGCUGUAAGGAGCAUUGUUACCAUGAAUUCUGUGCACAUUUCAUUAGGGUCAGAAGUGUGACUGAAGGCCAAGUACAUUUAGUCAAAUGCAUCUAAGAAAGGAAGUGUCAUUUUGUACUCCCAACAGUGGUGCAUGUCUUUCUUUUUUUAUUUUAUUUUUAUUUUUUAAAGAUUUUAUUUAUUUAUCUGAGAGAGAGAGAGAGAGAGCACAAGCAGGGGGAUCGGCAGGCAGAGGGAGAGGGAGAAGCAGGCUCCCCGCUGAGUAGGGAGCCCGAUGCGGGGCUCAAUCCCAGGACCCUGGGAUCAUGACCUGAGUUGAAGGCAGACGCUUAACCGACUAAGCCACCCAGGUACCCCGUGUCUUUCUUUUUUUAAUCCAAAGUUUUAAAAUGGCAUCAUUUAAAUUCAGUAUUCUUGGAGAUUUAAAACCAUGGUAGUUCCAUUGGAUUAUGUGAAAAAUCUCAAAGCAUCUUUUCUUUUCUUUUUUUUUUUUAAGAUUUUAUUUAUUUGACAGAGAGAGUGAGAGAGGGAACAUAAGCAGGGGAAGUGG